AUGUUGAAACAUAUUGGUCAUUCACAUCACGCAAAACUUCAUACAUUCGAUGAUUUCUAUCGAGAUGAUUCCAAACCAAUAAAAACACGUUCAACAUCAACAGAUUCUAUUUCAACAAGUAAUUCAUCACCAACAUCUCCAUCAUCACCAAAUAGCAAUCCAUAUACAUUUUAUAAUAUAUUUUCUGAGUUUAAAUCUACAAUAACACCUGAUGUUGUUCUAGAAGAAGAUGAAACUGAACAAAAUGAUGAAAUUAUACCUCAAGAAUUAACUCCAGUACCAACAGCUGUAUUUUAUCUAGAAGAUGAUCAUCAUAAUCAUCAUCAAGCAACCUCACCAUCAUCUACAUCACCUCAUUGGCCAUCUUUAAUUCUGAAUCGUUUCCGACAUACAAAUAAUCACUAUCAUCCUCGUGGAAUAACUAAACAAAAUUCAAUAAAUGAAAAUCAAAUGAGUUUAACAAAAUUACGUAAAAGUGAUUUAACUGAUUCAUCAAUAAGUAAACAUCGUUUUCUUAAACGUUCAGAAACAAUAAAUACUGCAAAUGGUUUAACAGAUAAAAAAUCUUCAAGUGAUGAUUUUCCUGAAUUAUCAUUAUCAACAAAUAAUAAUAUGGUUAAAAAACAUCGUUCAUUUGUUUCAUUAUUACAUCAUUUUCAUCAUCAUCAUCAUCAUAGUAAUAAUCGUGAACAUCAUCAAAAUUUAUCAAAAAAAAAUCCAAAUCGAUCAAAUUCAACAGGAACUCUUAAUAUAGAAAAGGUGAUUUCAAAUACCAGUAAUGAAAUUUCACGUCCAAAACUCAUGAGACAAAAAACUGUACCUUCAAAUAGUGAAAAUCAUUCACCGGUGAAAAGUACUCCUUCAACACCAAUAUUACCAAAAAUUGCCUCUCUAUUUCAUCGCCAUCAUUUAUCUGAACAACAUAAAUAUCGUAUAGGCAAUUUAAAAGCUCGUCUUCAUCAUCGAAGAAAUUCACCACCAUUAACAAAUACAGCACCUAAAUUUCAAUGUCAAGCAUCCAAUGAACUUAUUCAAGAAAUUAAACAAUUAGAAGAACAAGAAUAUACGAAUCCUGAUUAUAUUCGUUGUCAACGUCCUGUUAAACCGGUGGUUAUGAAGCGUGUACAUACAUGGCAUAAUUCAUUUAAUUUACAACCAGUUGAUCAGUGCCUGGAAUAUUAA
This is a messenger RNA of Adineta steineri, 1182 nucleotides long. The record is from the annotation of a GenBank genome assembly. NCBI's taxonomy places the organism in Eukaryota, Metazoa, Rotifera, Eurotatoria, Adinetida, Adinetidae.